This is a messenger RNA of Rotaria sp. Silwood1, 1026 nucleotides long. The record is from the annotation of a GenBank genome assembly. NCBI's taxonomy places the organism in Eukaryota, Metazoa, Rotifera, Eurotatoria, Philodinida, Philodinidae.
AUGUUUAUUUUUACUUCAUACUUUUGUUUCAUUUUAGUACCACUACGUGCAAGUUCCAUUGAUAUUCAUCCGAAUGCAAAAUGGUCACAGAAUGGUAUCACUGUUGCCGGAGGAAAUGGAUAUGGCAGUGGAACCAAUCAACUCUAUUUUCCAAUGGGUUUGUACGUCGACGAUGAUCAAACGAUUUAUAUCGCUGAUCUUUAUAAUCAUCGUAUUGUGGAAUGGAAAUCUGGUGCAACGAAUGGAAAAGUAGCUGCUGGUGGAAAUGGAGAUGGAAAUGAAGCUCAUCAGUUAAACAACCUAUUAGAUGUGAUUAUUGACAAAGAGAGUGAUAGUCUCAUCAUCAGCGAUUGCGGGCAUAACAGAGUAGUUCGGUGGCCUCGUCGAAUUGGUACUCGUGGAGAAACAAUUAUUUCAAAUAUCUCUUGCUACGGUUUGACAAUGGACGACAAUGGUUCUCUCUAUGUCGUUGAUGAUGAAAAACAUGAAGUGAGACGAUAUAAAAUUGGUGACACUAAAGGAACAGUAGUUGCAGGUGGCAAUGGACAAGGAAAUCGUCUCGAUCAACUCUCUUGGCCUACCUACGUAUUUGUCGAUCGAGAUCAUUCAGUUUAUGUGUCUGAUUCGGGACAUGGUCGUGUAAUGAAAUGGGAAGAAGAUGCAACACAAGGUAUUAUCGUCGCCGGUGGUCAAGGAGAAGGAAAUAGUCUUACACAAUUGAAUCAUCCUCAAGGAGUCGUUGUCGAUCAAUUGGGUACUGUCUAUGUGACUGAUGAUGGGAAUCAUCGAAUCAUGCGUUGGCCAAAAGGAGCCACACAGGGAAGUGUCAUUGUUGGUGGAAACGGUCAAGGAGCACAGUCGAAUCAACUCAAUGGUCCCAUAGGUUUAUCAUUCGAUCGACAUGAAGUUCGACCAAAAUUAGAUGGUAAAGAUUGUUGGGAAAAAUUAACUUUUAUUUAUUUACACGAUCAGAUUCCAAUGCUAUUAGGAGAUGUUGAAGGAUGCAUUAAACUUCUUAGACAAUGA